AUGGGUUGUGAUGGCGGAACGAUUCCCAAACGGGGCGAAUUAGUGCAGAAGAAAAAGAAGGAAGAAAAAAUCGAGAAAAAAGACAGCUUGAAUACAAAAUGGCGUCACUGUGCUAUGUCUCAAGAGCCACUACAGAAGCCAAUUGUUGCUUGUGAAUUAGGCAGACUUUUCAACAAGGAAUCCAUCAUCAAAUAUUUGAUUGACAAGUCAUCUGGCCCAUCUUCAUCUAGAGGCUCCACUUUUAGUUACAUCAGGAAUCUUAAGGAUUUAAAAGAAUUAAAACUCAUGAAAAAUCCAGCUCACAAAGAUGAGGUAGAUAAAAUCGGCCAGGGUUCAAAGGUUGCUGAAUAUUUUUGCCCUAUCUCUGGUCUCGAGAUGUCUGGAAACUAUAAGUUUCAGUACUUGUGGUCGUGUGGAUGUGUCUUCUCUGAGAGAGCCCUGAAAGAAAUCAGAGACGGCAUAUGCCUCCAGUGCAAUGCAGCUUACACAGUUGAUGACGUCAUUACUCUGAAUGGGUCAAUUGAAGAGACGGAGGAACUGGAGAAAAGAAUGAAUGAAAGAAGGAUGAAGAAUAAAAGAAAGAAA
This is a messenger RNA of Helobdella robusta, 585 nucleotides long. RefSeq lists its product as hypothetical. The annotation marks the transcript as partial. Gene Ontology annotation, cellular component: nucleus. The record is from RefSeq and is a predicted model, not a curated record. Gene Ontology annotation, biological process: mitotic DNA replication termination; site-specific DNA replication termination at RTS1 barrier. The transcript is spliced from 6 exons. Lineage: Eukaryota; Metazoa; Annelida; Clitellata; Rhynchobdellida; Glossiphoniidae.